GAUUCAACCAUAAUUUAAUAAAAAAAAUCCAAAUUUUCAACUCCUUAAUUAAGAGCUGCAAAAGUGGUAUUUCAGCUUCAAAAUUCAAGGGUUGGUUUUAUUUUCCGUAAAAAAUAAUUGGGUGACUUGGAACAUGCCGAACUAUUAUAAACGAACACCCGGCAGUCGUACUUACCGAAAUUUUUCUGAAGAAACUUUAGAUAAUGCAUUGAACGAAAUCCGAAAUUAUAGAUUGACUUACCGACAGGCUUCUGAUAAGUAUGGAAUACCAAUAAGCACUUUAAGUAGGAAAAAAAACCAACUAAAUCUUAAUCCCCACGGUGGCCAAACAGCUUUAACUUCCACUGAAGAAGGUAAUAUUGUAGAAACAAUAUUAUUUGCAUCUGAUUGGGGUUACCCUUUUGAUAGGGAAGAAGUUAAGAGAUUGAUCAAGUCAUACUUAGAUCGUUCCGGCCGAAAAAUAAAAAUAUUUAAAAACAAUAAACCUGGCGAUGAUUGGUACACACGUUUUGUAUCCAGACAUUCUGGUCUUUUGAAACCUAGACUUUCCGAGAAUAUCAAAAGAUCACGAGCUGCUGUCUCAAGAACUACUAUCAAUGAAUAUUUUAAUAACCUUGAAUUAAGUUUAGAAAAUGUACCACCGCAAAACAUCAUUAACUACGAUGAGACAAAUUUUAUAGAUGAUCCGGGUAGAACAAAAGUUUUAGUGAGAAAAAAAAAUAAACAUGCUGAUUCAAUUAUGGAUUCUACAAAGUCUGCUACAUCGGUUAUGUUUGCUAUCGAUGCAUCUGGUGUUAUGCUUCCUCCAUAUGUUGUAUACAAAUCCCUCCAGAUGUGGGAACCUUGGACAUUAGGAGGGCCAGAAGGGUGCAGAUACAACAGAUCACCCUCUGGGUGGUUUGAUCAACCAAUAUUUGAAGAAUGGUUUCAAACUUUAGUUAUUCCACAUUGCCGUCGUUUGGUUGGAACUAAAGUUAUUAUUGGAGACAACUUGGCAAGUCACAUUUCGGUGAAUAUUGUUAAGCUCUGUAAGCAACAUGAUAUUAAAUUUAUAUUUCUGCCCCCAAACAGCACACACCUGACUCAACCAUUGGAUGUGUGUUGUUUUCGGCCUAUGAAAAUAGCAUGGCGUAAAGUUUUGAAGAUGCAUAAAUUAAAAAGAAAAGGACCACUUACAAAAGAUGUGUUUCCAACUACUGGCAUAUACCCGUUAGACCGAGAAAAGGUAUUAAAUAAAUUACCAGACGAUCCAAACUCAUCCACAAGCUCUUCUAUUAUUCCACAAGUACUUCACGAUUUAUUUAAAGAAACAAGAUUUGGUUCUAACGAUGGACCAGCAAAGAAAUGCAGAAGAAAAAGAUUUAAUAUAGAGCCAGGUCGGAGUGUAACCGAAGCUAAUAUGUUUAAUGAAGAAGAAGUCCGAGACACAGAAGGUUAUAAUGAAGAAGAAUUAAACACAGAUACCACUGAAAUUAACACUAAUGUGACUGAACUAAAUAAAAAUAAUGAAAAUAACUAUGAGACUGAAGAAAUUUAUGAGACUGAAGAAAUUAAUGAGACUGAAGAAAUUAAUGAGACUGAAAAAAAUGAUGAGACUGUAAAUAUUAAUAACCUAAUAAUUGAUGAUUUUGUUAAGGUAAAAUUUGAAACUGUAAGAGGCAACUUUGAAGAAUAUGUAGGACAAAUUACUGAAAUAGAGGAGGAUAAUUUACUGUGCCGGUUCCUUAGAAAGAGCCAAAGUAUGAGAGGAUGUUUUUCUUUUCCUUUCAUAAUAGAUGAAGCAUAUGUUGGAAAAGACCAAGUUAUAAAAAAAUUAAAGGUCAUAAAAGAAAGAAGAGGCAACUAUCAGUUUGAAUAA
This is a messenger RNA of Rhopalosiphum padi (bird cherry-oat aphid), 1858 nucleotides long. RefSeq lists its product as uncharacterized. The transcript is spliced from 3 exons. Bases 134 to 1858 code for a protein of 574 amino acids. Gene Ontology annotation, molecular function: DNA binding. The record is from RefSeq and is a predicted model, not a curated record. Gene Ontology annotation, cellular component: nucleus. NCBI's taxonomy places the organism in Eukaryota, Metazoa, Arthropoda, Insecta, Hemiptera, Aphididae.